This is a messenger RNA of Tachyglossus aculeatus (Australian echidna), 912 nucleotides long. Its product is annotated as cytochrome c1, heme protein, mitochondrial. Bases 7 to 846 code for a protein of 279 amino acids. Gene Ontology annotation, biological process: mitochondrial electron transport, ubiquinol to cytochrome c. The record is from RefSeq and is a predicted model, not a curated record. Lineage: Eukaryota; Metazoa; Chordata; Mammalia; Monotremata; Tachyglossidae. Gene Ontology annotation, molecular function: electron transfer activity; heme binding. The transcript is spliced from 6 exons.
GCCUCCAUGUCUUCGUUUCCCAGCCUGUCCCGGGGCCGGAAAGUGGCCCUGUCCACGCUGGGCGUGCUGGCCGCCGGCGGGGCGGGGCUGGCGGUGGCCCUGCACACGGCCGUGGCCGCCAGCGACCUGGAGCUUCACCCUCCCAGCUACCCGUGGAGUCACCGCGGCUUCCUCUCCGCCCUGGACCACGCCAGUAUACGGCGAGGCUACCAGGUGUACAAGCAGGUGUGCUCCUCCUGCCACAGCAUGGACUACUUAGCCUAUCGCCACUUGGUGGGCGUCUGCUACACCGAGGCGGAGGCCAAGGCCCUAGCCGAGGAGGCCGAGGUCCAGGACGGCCCCAACGAGGAAGGGGAGAUGUUCACGCGUCCCGGCAAACUGUCGGACUACUUCCCCAAGCCGUACCCCAACCCCGAGGCCGCCCGCGCCGCCAACAACGGGGCGCUGCCCCCCGACCUCAGCUACAUCAUCAGAGCCAGGCACGGCGGCGAGGACUACGUCUUCUCCCUCCUCACCGGCUACUGCGACCCGCCCACCGGGGUGUCUCUGCGUGAGGGCCUCUACUUCAACCCCUACUUCGCCGGCCAGGCCAUCGGGAUGGCCCCCCCCAUCUACAACGAGGUCCUCGAGUUUGACGACGGCACGCCGGCCACCAUGUCUCAGGUGGCCAAGGACGUGUGCACGUUCCUCCGCUGGGCAGCCGAGCCCGAGCACGACAGCCGCAAACGGAUGGGGCUCAAAAUGCUGCUGAUGAUGGGGCUGCUGCUCCCCCUUGUCUACGCCAUGAAGCGCCACAAGUGGUCUGUGCUGAAGAGCCGGAAGCUGGCGUACAGGCCCCCCAAGUGAGCGCCCCGGACCCUCCCGCCCACCGCCCAGUCCCCGGACCUCCCCCGGUGCUGUCCGCCCCGUGGG